Messenger RNA from Brachypodium distachyon (stiff brome), 2675 nucleotides. Its product is annotated as quinolinate synthase, chloroplastic. The record is from RefSeq and is a predicted model, not a curated record. Gene Ontology annotation, biological process: 'de novo' NAD+ biosynthetic process from L-aspartate. The coding region runs from base 81 to 2246 and encodes 721 amino acids. Gene Ontology annotation, cellular component: chloroplast. The transcript is spliced from 7 exons. Lineage: Eukaryota; Viridiplantae; Streptophyta; Magnoliopsida; Poales; Poaceae. Gene Ontology annotation, molecular function: 4 iron, 4 sulfur cluster binding; quinolinate synthetase A activity.
UCCGUUCUCAGCCGCCACAAAAAGGAAACACCCUCGCCGCCGCCUCCCACCACCCACUUCCAAUAAAACGCGUUCCCUCCAUGCUUCCGCACCACGCCGCCUCCAUGGACGCCUCCACCACCCACGCCGCCGCCGCUCCCUUCGCCACGCCCGCCAACAAGCCCCGCCUCCUCCUCAUCCCGCCCAACCCCUCUCGCUGCCUCGCUCGCCCCCGCGGCGGCUCCGUCGCCGUCUGCUGCGCCCACUCCCCUCCUCCACCCCCGGCGCCCCUCCCGCGCGCCGCCGCUUCCGGAAACGACGAGGAUGAGGAGGAGUUCGCCCCUCCGGGCCUCCGCCUACGCCGGCUCGCCGAAGAGUUCCGCGCGCUCCCGGACGCCGCCCGCGUGCGCCGGCUCCUCGCGUACGGCGCCGCGCUCCCGCGUCUCCCCGAAGCCGACCGCGUCGCGGCCAACCGCGUCAUGGGCUGCGUCGCGCAGGUCUGGCUCGUGGGCGGGGUCGACGGCGCCGGGCGGAUGCGGUUCGCCGCCGACUCCGACUCGGAGAUCUCGCGCGGGUACUGCGCCUGCCUCGUCUCCGCGCUCGACGGCGCGCGCCCCGAGGAGGUGCUCGACGCCGACCCCGCCCACCUCGCGCCGCUCGGCGUGGCGGCGCGGUCGCGGGCCAGCACGUGGCACAACGUGCUCGUCGGCAUGCAGAAGCGGGCGCGGGCGGCCAUCGCGGAGCGCGAGGGCAGAGCCCCCGGGCAGCCGUUCCCGUCGCUCGUCAUCGGCCGCGACGGCGCCGUCCGCGCGCAGGGAAGCUACGCGGAGGCCCAGGCAAUGUUUUUAUCUCCUGACAAUUCCAAGAUUGUGGAGCUUGUAAAUGCCCUUGUGGAGAAAAAAAUUGGGAUUGUGGCCCAUUUCUAUAUGGACCCUGAGGUGCAAGGCAUACUAACUGCUGCAAAGAGGCAAUGGCCCCACAUUCACAUAUCUGACUCGUUGGUAAUGGCAGAUAGUGCUGUUCAGAUGGCUGAAGCAGGAUGUGAAUAUAUUGCAGUGCUAGGUGUUGACUUCAUGUCAGAAAAUGUUCGUGCAAUACUUGAUCAAGCAGGAUUUAACAAGGUUGGUGUCUAUAGAAUGUCCAGUGAGCAAAUCGGCUGUUCCUUGGCAGAUGCUGCUUCUAGUUCUGCUUAUACACAUUUUCUCAAGACAGCUUCAAGAUCUCCCCCUUCUUUGCAUGUUAUUUAUAUCAAUACUUCUCUGGAAACAAAAGCUCAUACUCAUGAACUUGUUCCUACGAUAACCUGUACUUCUUCCAAUGUUGUUGCAACUAUAUUACAGGCAUUUGCUCAAAUACCAGAUCUAAAUGUCUGGUAUGGUCCUGAUUCAUACAUGGGUGCGAACAUAGCUGACCUAUUUCAGAGAAUGGCUAUCAUGUCUGAUGAAGAAAUUGCUGAGAUACAUCCAGAUCACAACAGAAAAACUAUAAGUUCAUUAUUACCACGUCUACAUUACUAUCAGAAUGGUAACUGUAUUGUGCAUGAUAUGUUUGGCCAUGAAGUUGUGGAGAAAAUAAAGGCGGAAUAUUGUGAUGCAUUUCUAACAGCACACUUCGAGGUCCCAGGAGAAAUGUUUUCUUUGUCAAUGGAAGCAAAGACGAGGGGAAUGGGAGUUGUUGGGUCCACUCAGAACAUCUUAGAUUUCAUUAAAAAUCAUUUGAAGCAAGCUCUGGAUCGGAAUGUUGACAAUCAUCUUCAGUUUGUGUUAGGAACGGAAUCAGGAAUGAUCACUUCGAUUGUUGCUGCCGUCCGUGAAUUAUUUGAUGCCUAUGAAUCUCGUCAAGAAGGCAGUAACAUUGAAGUAGAAAUUGUGUUCCCUGUUUCAUCAGACGCAGUUUCUAAGACAUCUGUCAAUGGUUCCCAUCGGUUUGGCUCUUCAGUAGCUGACGAGCUAGACAAACUUACUAUUGUCCCUGGUGUGAAUUCUGGUGAAGGUUGCUCUAUCCAUGGGGGCUGCGCAUCAUGCCCUUACAUGAAGAUGAAUUCUCUGGCGGCGCUACUUAAUGUUUGCCAGCAGCUUCCUGAUGAAGACAACAGGUUAUCUGUCUAUAAAGCUAACCGAUUCAAUGCUAAGACUGCUCUUGGGAAAUUGGUUGCGGAGGUUGGAUGUGAGCCAAUUUUGCAUAUGAGGCAUUUCCAGGCUACAAAGAAAUUACCGGACAAACUUGUUCGCCAGGUUAUGCAUGGCAAUAGAGGGGAGCCUUCAUGAUAGCCGUUCUUCAGAACCUUUAUAUUAAUCUGGUUCAGGUAUUUUUUGAUGAUAUAUGCUGUUGCCCCACUGGAGUGCCGGCCACCUUAUAUAGUAGCUUCACCGGGUGCGGUAUCCGCAAUUUUGAACCCAGUGUUGUUUCCGCGUUGCUGAUAUUAAUCGGUGGAGAUUGAAACUAAGAGUUUGCAAAGGGUAGAUAAGCUGAGCUGACCUGUUGUUCUUUACCCCAAGCAAGACGUUUCUCUCCUCUCCUUUAUGUUCGGCUUCUGGGUGUCAGAUAUAUGAAUGGGCAGCAAUGUAAUACAAUAAAGUUGCCCAAAAAAUGUGCUUUGCAUGUAACAUAAAGGAACUAAUCACCUGAGCGUUGCUGUGGAAAGAGAAAUUUGGAGCCUCUGAUCCUGCUCUUGGUUAUAGAAACAACGUAUCCCA